GUAUUGCGCGGGUCUAUCUGUCGGCAAAAAAAUAGGAAAGAAAACUUAACAAAAAAUGGCGGAAGGCGCGACGUCUCUGAAAGGGCUGCGGGCUCAAAUGGCUGCAGCUGCGCAGGCGCAGGCAGAGGAGCGGCGCAUUCAGGGGAGCAGCCCAGCAGCUGCUGCAGCAGCACCAAUCACAGCCAAGCCGCAAGGCACGCGCCCAGUGAUAGACGGAGCGGCCCUCAAAACGGACGAGAGGCUGAGAGUGGCCAAAGAGCGGAGGGAGGAGCAGGAGAAGCAGCAAGCGGCGCGAGAGUCUCAGAUCCUGCAGCGCGAGCGGAAGGCGCGGGAGCAGUACGAGCGGCAGGUGGAGGAGCGCCACAGGAAGCUGGAGGAGCAGCGGCGGAAGGAGGAGCAGCGCCGCUCCGCCGUGGAGGAGAAGAGGAAGCAGAAGCAGGAGGAGGAGAAGGAGCACUACGAGGCGGUGGUCAGGAGGACUCAGGAGCGCAGUCACAGGUUGGAGCAGCGGCAGAAGAGGUGGUCCUGGGGCGGAGGGAUCACCACAGACACCGAAAACGGGAGCGGUGACGCCGGCGCCCCCUCCUGUCCUGUAGUUAUACUCGUGUCUCCCUGCUCCCCAGAGCAGCCCCAGAAGACCCUGCAAGUUGACAAGCGCUGUACGUCCACCAUGAACCUGAAACAGCAGGGCGACUCGCUCAUCAGCAAACGUCUGUCCUCCUCCUCCGCCACCCUAAUCAACUCUCCCGACAAGAGUGCUAAGCGAAGGAGCUCGUCUCUAACCCGGUUGCCUAGUAACGUGUCCCAGCAGCCUGCUAAGGACAGCAGCCUCCCCAGGCAGCCUCAGGUGGAGCAGACAGGCCCCAAAACGAAGAGGCGGAGCUCCUCCCUCUCUCGAAUGAGGGACCAAUCUAAUAAACUAGAACAAGGCACCAAGGACCAAUCAGCGCGUCGCACCCUGACGUGCCCCAUGGACAGCGGGGUCCUGAGCCGCCUGCUCACCCCCACCCAGGCCUCGCUCGCCCGGAGCAAGAGCGCCACCGCGCUGUCGGCCGACGGAUCCACCCCAGAGUCUCACCUCUGUCCUCGUUCAGCCUCGGCCAGCCCCCUGAACCCCCCCAGGGGCCCCCUCCGCAGCAGGAGCACCGACCGCAAGGGCCCCCCGUCCUCCCCCACCGCCGAUGGGGCCCCUGACGUCACACAGAAAGCGGAGAAGGAGAAGCGCUUCUCCUCGCCCGGCUGGAAGCGCCCGUCCUCCCCCUCCAACGUUCUGGGCCGGCGCCGCUCGCCGUCCCCCUCGCCCUCCAACACCAAUAAGAGAACGCCGUCCCCCGGCCCGGCCAAACAGAGCCCCCGGGCCCGCCCCCCCUCCCCCAGCGGGCCCAGACAGCGCCCCCCUUCCCCACAGCCCGCCCCUGCCUCCAAACCCCCUCCCAUCCAGCGCCCCGCCUCCCCACAGCCCACCCCUGCCUCCAAACCCCCUCCCAUCCAGCGCCCCGCCUCCCCACAGCCCGCUCCUGCCUCCAAACCCCCUCCCAUCCAGCGCCCCGCCCUCACCCCCACCGGCCCCCCCACGCUGCGGAAGAGGGACCCCAAACCCAAAGAGGGAUCCCCCAUGCAGCCCCUCAUCCCCCCCCAGGCAACGGAGACCCCCCCUGCCAGCACCCCGCCCGGCAACAAGACCAAAGACGACUCCAGCUCCAAGGCCGCGGGGGGCACUACCUCUGCCGAGGAGGCCGCCAGGAUCCUGUCGGAGAAACGGCGUCUGGCACGCGAGCAAAAGGAGCGGGAGGAGCAGCUGAAGCUGCAGAGGGAGGAAGAGGAGCGGGUGAGAAAGGAGGAGGAGGAGCGCCUGGCGGAGGAGGACAGGGCCAGGCAGCUGGUGGAGGAGGAGAGGAGGGCCGAGGAGAGGAAGAGAGAGGAGGAGGAGCAGGAGCGGCUGGCCGAGGAGGAGAGAGUGCGUCUGGAGCAGGAGGAGCAGGAGAAGCAGGCGGAGCUGCAGAAGGAGCGCGAGGAGGCCGAGGCCCGGGCCCUGGAGGAGGCAGAGAAGCAGCGCGAGGAGAGGGAGAGGAUCAUGCAGCAGAACCUGCAGGAGCGCAUGGAGAGGAAGAGGAGAAUCGAUGAGAUAAUGAAGAGGACCAGGAAAACGGAGCAGAACGACCUCAAGAUGGAAGACAAGGGCAUGCUGGAUCUCAAUGGAGAGGAGGACAAUCACACAAACCAGGAAGCCAUGGGAGAGGGACUUGGAAAGUUUGUAGACAGUACUGCCCAGGAAGUAGAGACCAGCUCACAGAAAACAACUCUGGAUUCAGGAGAGCCAAUGGCAGAGAAACUGACUCUGGAUUCAGGAGAGCCAUUUGCUGAGAAUCUGGCCCCACGUUCUGGAGAGCCAAUAGAGGAGGAAGGGCUGUUUGGGGGCAUGAAUGGAAAAGAGGGCGACAGACCGCAGAAACACAACAGCACCUGCCCAGAGGAGCCUGUGGAGCACAGUCUCAGCCCCACCCCCCACACGCCAGACGGCCCUGAGCUGGCCUGCAGCCCCACCCCGGAGUCACGCACGGUGGAGGGGCUGGAGUUCCUGAACGAGGACGCCCCGCUGGUGGACCUCCAGGGCCUGAGGGGCAAGGCCGGCACCUGGACCUUCGAGGAGCUCAUCGACCUGGGCGUCCACAGCAAGAGCCACGUGCUCAUCGACGGAGACGGCCCGGAGCACAACGGGGGCCCCGAGGGGCCCAGGGUGGCCUUCGAGGAGAAGGGGAACGGAGUGAGCGGGCCCCCCAUCCAGGCCCUGUCCGAGAUGUGAGGCUGGGGCCCCCAGAACCCCUGUGAUUAUUGCACUCCUGCAGUCCUGUCCUGUGAGCGGGGCCCUCCAACUCCAACCCAGACCCUUCACCCGGACAGACAGACAGACAGACGGACAGACGUACAGACAAACACAGGCUGGGGGAGGACCACAGGAGGAUCUCAAAUGGAGGAAUUUGGAUUUUUGCUAACUUUGCACCUCAAAGAUAUUAAAAAUAAUAAUAAUAAUUUUAAAAAGCUUCAGGGAAAAUAUAUUCCUUCAGUGUGCUCACUUCUAGGUUUCUCCAGGUCUCUUCCUAGUACAAACGGUCCUGUUUUUAUUCUGUUUCAUUAUUGCUGUGUUGAUAUUUACUGUGAGGAGUGCGUUAUAAAUUAUUCCGAUGGCUUUCUCAGAGUCUAUUCCUCCGAUACCAUGUUGUUUUUUUUCCUGUUGUUUUGGUUGGUUUGAUAAAUUCCAGGAAACGGGUCCAUUCUACAUGCGUGUGCGUGAAGGAGUUUGUUUCUGAUGUCAGGACUGAACCUUCGUAGGUCACUGCUCCAGCUCAGUGUAGGAUUUGUUUAUCAGGCUUUUAUUUUGACAGUGACGUGAGCGGAGAGGGUGGGGUUUUCUUCCUGUGGGCGUGUCCUGGCCCAGUCCCAACACCAAACAGUUGAGGCUGAAAUGUGAUGGUGGCGUGUUUAAGAGGUGAACGGAUAUAUGGUGAGCUCCAGGAGUUUCUACACCACUGGGGACAGGACCUGUCCUCUACUGCCCCAGGGCUUGCUCCACCCACCUGUCACUCAGCCAGGUUAGUCCCAGAAUUCCCUCUCUGUCACAGUAACCCCGCCCACUGCCUCUCUCAUGGCCAGUACUAGAACAGUUAGUGGUGAUGGGAGAGUGAGGUUUCAUUAGCCCCAAUAAGGAUGGAGCUACCAUGAGCUGUCAGUCCACCAACCUGUUUAAUCCAAUCAGAAUGUUGUUACCGUCCACAGAAAAGCACAAUGAUUGGUGCAGCUAAUGGUAUGUAGAAGCUCUGCCUGUGUUUGGCUUGAUGAGUCUUUAUUUUCCCAUCACUGUGUCCUGCUACAGACCCACACAUUGCUGUGCUAUGACCACACACAAUAAGACCCUGGCCUCCAUAAAAACACAUUCACGGUUCCCCUAGGGAUGUUCUUGUAGACUUAGCCUUGUUUUCACGUGACUUCAUAUUCUCCAUUGUAACUGGCUUUUUUUUCUGCUGAAACGUCAGUCGAACAUCUCAAGAUUAUAUCAAGGAUUUCUACGGUAGUGACGCAUUAGUGAUAGACUUGUUCCCUGACUGACGGUAUUCCUGUUCAUUGUAUGAAGGUUUUAACAAGUCAUGGUCGAGGCAUUUCAGCACGUGGUCAGUAGGGGGUGCUCUGCAGUCAGAACUGAAGUGUAACGGCACUUGUUUCGGUUAUUGUAACUUUCCUCUUUAUUUUCUUUUCCUCAAGAUUGAAGGAGUGAAUAAUUUAAGAGGGGGGAAAAAAUAGUUUGCAUAAGUGCUUUAUAUUUAAUGAUGUUUAUCUGUUGCGGUGUCUGUUCGUUCUAAUAUGGUCCGUUUCUAUCAGGACCUCGUGUUUUCAGAUAUUAUUUUACAUUUUGUUCGUUUUUGUUUUUCCGUGUAUAUAUACUUGACGAUGUAGUUAACACUUUACGAAUUCUUAAUUUAAAUGCAAACCGGAAACAACUAUGAAACGGAGCAGUUACGGUUGUCUACAUGAAGGUAGAACCUAGGAGUACUAAUUAUAACGCAUAGGAGAUGUGGUCGUGUCUGUUGAUAGUUGCUUUCAGAUGGUGAAGUUCAUUUGGUUCCUUUUUGUGUCUGCAGAGUUGAAUAUGGCAGGUAAAUGUGUAAAUCCAACUGGAAAUAUUUAACCUAAGGACCACGGUCCCCCCGGGGGCCAGAAUUUGUACUUGAUAACCAUUCAGGGGUGGAGAAACUGUAAAUCUAUGUUGACAUGCUCGCCUGUGUUUUAUCUUUUUACCAUUUAAACAUUUCUACAUUCGUGCAUUGUCCAGAGAAGACUUGUAACUGUAAUUUUCCUUCAUUCCAGGCAUCCCAUGAUUAAAAACUUUUUUUAAAUAAAGGAAAAUAUAAUCGGGCAACCAAAAUGAUAUAGGGGUAUAGAGUAUAUGGCUUCAUAUUUAAGUAUUGUGUAUGUAAUCAGUAUUAGGCCUUGAGACAGGGCGGGGAGUAGCAGGAGGGUUUGUUACGGUUGAUUUAUCUCUCUAGAUGUUCAUUCCAUCAGACGCAAACCCUUCUCCUGGGUAGUCUGUUCCUUUUUGACACCAUUUCCUAAUAAAGGCCCUAUCAUAUCAGACUGAGAUUUGACACCUUUGGACAAUGCCUGAGGGUUCUGCAUAAGUGUCGGGAGAAUAUCUUAUGUUGUACUUUGACAGAGACUGUAUGUAAGUGUCAGUUUGGGCAGUGGGGUGGAAGGGGGAGAGGUUGUUUUUACAUUCUGUCUCAAAUCAUCUCGGUGCAGAAUGGGGUUGUUUUUUUCGGCUGGUGAUGUGGGCACGUUUGCUUGUUGGGUUGUGAGAGGAGAGUUAACAGGCUUGGUGUAAUGGAGUUCUUUUCCUGUUUCCUGUCAUGCGCAGUGUGUCCAGAGGAAUAGGUAAUAGGUGGGAAAUGGGCACCGCCUGGUGAUAGUUUGGCAGCACAUUUGACAAUUUGUUUAAUUUAUUUAUUUUUCUUUUUUUUUUUGUUUUGAAGAAAAGCAAUUUACAAAUUUGCCUGAAUGGUGAAAUUGAUAUUGUGAGACCUCUGUUUUGAUCUAGCACAAGUUCUGUGUUCUAGCACAUGGGGAAAUGCACCUCUCUGCUGAGUGGCUGGAUGCCUGUGUGGUUCACCUGAAAACUGUUACGCUACAGUCGAGUUACACACCCCACCUAAACAUACCAACUCUUAAUGGAGUGCCUGGUUGGACCUUCUCAGCAAUAACACACUUCAGUACCAUUACAAAGGUACUGUUUCCAAAGCAGUAAAGAAAAAAAAAUUCAUCUCACUCUUCUCUGUAACAAAAGUGUUUGCCACGUUUUGUGAUGUUGUGUGGCUGAGACAAAAUCAGGUAUAUCGGUUACAUUUGUGGAAGCGGUUUGGUCAGAAAGUAGCCCUGGAUGUUGUCGGGAAAAUGCUUUAAAGUUUUAAGGUUUUGUUUCUGUUUUACCGUUGGUCUUUUCUUCCGGCCAUGUUCUUGUGUUCAUCCACGCUUCGCUAGUGAAGCGAUUGUACGUCUCACAGCGAUGCAUUCAUCACCCCCGGGCCUAGACAAGCGUCUCCCCAGCGUAGCAGCUGCUUAAACUGAAGUUUCGUCCACAGAACGGACUAUUCUUAAUCCCAUAAUGGUCACUACGACUGUAGGUUAGAACAGUGCCUUAGGGUGAGAAUAGGUUGUAAAUGUUGUUACUUUAACUGAAAGGGUCAGAUGUACUUACCUGGGUCGUGACAAUCAUUCUAGUGGAGCAGGCGGUGAACACCGUUUGCUUAACCGUUCUGAGCUGUGUGGAUGUUCAGAUAUCCCUGUCAACAAGCCACUCAUUUGUAAAUACAUCUCCUGACGUGUACUGAGGAAAAUAUGAAAUGUUGGUAAUAUGAAAUAUGGAAUGUUAAAUAAAGUUUUGCUAAAUAAAGGCUAUUUAAAGAAUAAA
Conger conger (European conger) is the source of this 6457-nucleotide messenger RNA. Its product is annotated as MAP7 domain-containing protein 2-like. Gene Ontology annotation, biological process: microtubule cytoskeleton organization. The transcript has 21 exons. Gene Ontology annotation, cellular component: microtubule cytoskeleton. NCBI's taxonomy places the organism in Eukaryota, Metazoa, Chordata, Actinopteri, Anguilliformes, Congridae. The coding region runs from base 56 to 2803 and encodes 915 amino acids. The record is from RefSeq and is a predicted model, not a curated record.